Molecule: messenger RNA, 1158 nt
Organism: Lampris incognitus (smalleye Pacific opah)
Lineage: Eukaryota; Metazoa; Chordata; Actinopteri; Lampriformes; Lampridae
Gene: gpr45
Product: G protein-coupled receptor 45
Exons: 1
Coding region: 7-1158 (383 amino acids)
Biological process (GO): G protein-coupled receptor signaling pathway
Cellular component (GO): membrane
Molecular function (GO): G protein-coupled receptor activity
Source: RefSeq, a predicted model, not a curated record
GAAGCGAUGGCAUUUUGUAAUGAAAGUCUGUUGGAGUUGUGCGACAUAGAGCCGGACAAUGCGGAGGAAGUGGAGGAGAGUCUCCCAUCAGAGACUUCCUUCAUGUCUGUCACUCUGCGAGUGACUCUGGCAGCAAUUAUGAUCUUCAUGAUUACAAUCGGUUUCCUCGGCAACGCCAUUGUAUGCCUUAUCGUUUACCAGAAGCCCGCCAUGCGCUCGGCCAUCAAUCUCCUCCUUGCCACGCUGGCCUUUUCUGAUAUAAUGCUCUCGCUGCUCUGCAUGCCCUUCACUGCUGUCACCGUGGCGACAGCUGACUGGCGCUUUGGGAGCGGCUUCUGCCGUGCCUCCAUCAUGUUGUACUGGUUGUUUGUCCUGGAGGGUGUUUCCAUCCUCCUCAUCAUCAGCGUGGACCGUUUCCUCAUCAUCGUACAGCGGCAGGACAAGCUGACACCGCACAGGGCCAAGCUGCUGAUCGCAGCUUCCUGGGUGCUGAGCAUGUGCGUGGCCCUCCCAUCCGUUGUCGGUUUCAGGGCAGGGGCAGCAGGUAUUGGGGGUGCCUGGGCCCCGCAGUGCAUGCUGGGAUACAGUGAAUCUCUGGCAGACCGAGGCUACACAGUGUUGCUGGCAGUCGCGGUAUUCUUCGUGCCGUUUGGUGUCAUGCUCUACUCGUACCUGUGCAUCCUCAACACGGUGCGCCGCAACGCCCUCCGCAUCCACGACCACACCACCGACCAUUCCUGCCUGCCGGCCCUCAGCCAAGUGAGCAAGCUGGGUCUGACGGGGCUUCAGCGGCCCACUCAGGUCAAUGUGGACAUGAGCUUCAAGACCCGGGCCUUCACCACCAUCCUCAUCCUCUUCAUCGGGUUCUCAGUGUGCUGGCUGCCCCACACCGUCGUGAGCCUGCUGGCCGUGUUCAGCCGGCGCUUCUAUUACAGCCCGGCCUUCUACCCGGUCAGCGUGGGAGCUCUGUGGCUCAGCUACCUAAAGACAGUCUUCAACCCCGUCAUCUACUGCUGGAGGAUCAGGAAGUUCAGGGAGGCCUGUCUGGAGUUCAUGCCAAAAAGCUGCAGGUUGUGUCCCAGGGUGCCGGGCCGCAGCCGGAGGCGAGUGAGGCCCAGCAACAUCUACGUGUGCAGCGAGACGCAGUCAGCGGUGUGA